Molecule: messenger RNA, 2023 nt
Organism: Rana temporaria (common frog)
Lineage: Eukaryota; Metazoa; Chordata; Amphibia; Anura; Ranidae
Product: dimethylaniline monooxygenase [N-oxide-forming] 2-like
Exons: 9
Coding region: 102-1730 (542 amino acids)
Molecular function (GO): N,N-dimethylaniline monooxygenase activity; NADP binding; flavin adenine dinucleotide binding
Source: RefSeq, a predicted model, not a curated record
AGAGAGCCCCCAAUUAACAAUGAAAGUGUUACUUUGCUCAAGGUAAAAGGAGGUCAUUGUGUGAUCAGCACAGCUCAAACAAGGUGGAAACAGAGGGCACCAUGGUUAAAAGAGUGGCUGUAAUCGGAGCUGGCUGCAGUGGACUGACAGCUAUCAAAAGUUGCCUAGAAGAAGGUCAUGAACCAACAUGCUUUGAAAAAAGUCAUGACAUUGGCGGCUUAUGGAGAUACACGGAAACUGUGGAAGACAAAAGAGCAAGUCUCUAUAGCUCUGUUAUAACAAACACUUCCAAGGAGAUGAUGUGUUAUUCAGACUUUCCAAUGCCAGAUGAUUUUCCAGCAUAUCUGCACAAUUCAAAAGUGCUGGAGUACCUCCGGCUUUAUGCUGAUCAUUUCAGACUCUUGAAGUACAUUCAGCUUGAGACUGAAGUUUGCCAGGUGACAAAGAGUCCAAAUUUUACCAUGAAUGGACAGUGGGAAGUACUGACAAAGAAGAAUGGAACCGAGAAGAAAGAGUGUUUUGAUGCAGUCCUGGUAUGCAAUGGGCAUCAUGUUGCUCAUUAUUUACCUCUAGAAUCUUUCCCAGGUAUCGAAAAAUUUAAAGGUCGAUACAUCCAUAGCCGUUUCUAUAAGAAAUCCGAAGAUUACCAUGGGAAGACCGUUCUAGUGGUGGGAAUUGGAAACUCAGCAGGGGAUAUCUCUGUGGAAAUUAGUAGCAAAGCAAAACAGGUAUAUCUAAGUACCAGACAAGGCACCUGGGUUGUAAGUCGUAUUUCUCAUCAUGGAUAUCCAGUAGAUAUGGCCCUAGCAACACGUUUCUUUUUCUGGAUUUCAAAUCUUUUACCUGUUAACCUAUUCAACAAGAUGAAUGAGAAACACAUGAGCAGUUGGUUUGAUCAUGAAAAUUUCGGAUUAGAGCCUGAAAACAGAUCUUUUUUCAGGGAGCCCAUAGUAAACGAUUACUUACCUAGCCAAAUCCUAUGUGGAGCAAUAAGAGUGAAGCCAAAUAUUAGAACAUUCACUGAAACCUCUGUUAUCUUUGAGGAUGGGACUGUUGUGGAGGAUUUGGACGAGGUUAUAUUUGCCACAGGAUACAGCAUCUCUUUUCCAUUUCUUGACGACUCAGUCAUCAGAGUUGACAAUAACAAAGUUGCUCUAUACAAGAAUGUCUUUCCAUUAAGUCGUGAGAAGCCAACAAUAGCAUUCCUGGGACUUGUUCAGCCACUAGGCUCCCUCUUGGCAGUUUCAGAGAUUCAAGCACGAUGGGCCACCCAAGUAUUUAAAGGCACUGCUCAUUUACCUUCACUAUCAAAAAUGGAGAACUACUACCAAAAAAGUAUGGAACAGAAAUUAAAGAGUUUUGGAAGAAGCAGAUUUCCGACACUGCAAGAUUUCUUUAUCGGCUACAUGGAUGAGAUAGCAGUGGAAAUUGGUGCGCGGCCUAAUAUAAUAGCUCUAUUUCUUAAAGAUCCCAGAUUUGCUUGGAAUGUUUUCUUUGGCCCUUGUACCCCUUAUCAGUAUCGCUUGACAGGCCCAGGGAAGUGGAGUGGAGCUAGAAAAGCAGUCCUGACCCAGUGGAACCGAACUCUCAAUCCAGCCAAAACGCGUGUUGUUCAGAGGUUUACACCUCAGUCAAAAGCAAAACAAAUAAUUGUACUUUUUGGAUUGGCAGCAGCCAUUUUGGUAUUUGUCUACUACAUCACCUUCAAAAAUAAUCAGCAAGACUCCUAACUAUAACUUGCAUUAUGGAGUGAAAUCAGCCAUUCAUUUAUACAAGUAAAAUUAAAAAAACAUUAUCCGUAUCUGUAAACAAAGUAUCUCCGGACAGACUGGUUUGCAAGGAAAGUUUGCUAUGGCACAGUUUAGCAAAUAAGAUUAUGUGGAUUAUUGCAAGUAAUAUGAUUAAGCUGUAAUUUGGGAGUUUGUAGGAGUCUCUUAAUUCAUCUUUUCUGUGAAUUUUGCUCACAUGUAUAAAUUACCUUAAAGCUGAAGUUAUUUGUACAUAAAUAAAUGUCUUAGGUAAA